CACUGGAGAAGACAGGUUGACGCACACCUCCUCUUUUAUUACUCCAUCAUCAUGUCAGCGUUCUCACGAAGGUCCACGAUUGGCGGUGGCAGCAGUAUGAGCGGCGGCUUAGGCUACAAGUCAGGCUAUAGCUCAUACAGCAUGGCAGGAGGAGCAAUAGGUGGUGGUGUUAAGGUCUCCCAGGCAGGCAGGGGCUACUCUGUUGGGGGCAGUAGUUCUGGCUAUGGCUACGGCGGAGGUGUUGGUGGUGGUGCUUUCAUGGCAGGAGGAGGUGGAGGAGGUUUUAGCUUAGGUGGAGGUUUUGGAGGUGGUGGUGCAGGCAUGGGGGGUGGUGCAGACGACAGCCUCAUCGGCAACGAGAAGUUCACCAUGCAGAACCUUAACGACCGCCUGGCCGCCUACCUGGCCAAGGUGGCGGCGCUUGAGAAGGCAAACGCCGAGCUGGAGCUGAAGAUCAGGCAGUUUGUGGAGAACAAGGUCGGCCCCAGCACCAGAGACUACAGUCCCUACUUCGUCACCAUCGCAGAACUGCAGGGCAAGAUUCAGGAUGCCCUUAAAGAAAAAGGUACGGUCAUACUGAGCAUCGACAACGCCAAGCUGGCUAUGGAUGACUUCAGAGUCAAGUAUGAGAAUGAGCUGUCAAUGCGUCAGUCGGUUGAGGCCGAUAUCGCUGGGCUGAAGAUGCUGCUGGGAGAGAUGGGCAUGGCCAAGAACGAUCUGGAGAUGCAGAUUGAAUCCCUGAAGGACGAGCUGGCGUCUAUGAAGAAGAACCACGAAGAGGACUUGAUGGCCAUGAGAAGUCAGAUGAGCGGUCAGGUGAAUGUGGAGGUGGAUAUCGCUCCUCAACAAGACCUCAGCAAGGUCUUAGAAGACAUGAGAGAACACUACGAGGCUAUUGCUGCCAAGACCAACAAACAGCUGGAGGCCUGGUUCCUUGCCAAGUCAGAGGAGCUCAGCAAGGAGGUGGCAACCACAGAGAUGACAAUUAAAUCGUCGACCUCAGAGGUGAAGGAGGUUAAGAGGCAGCUUCAGGCUCUGGAAAUCGAGCUCCAGUCGCAGCUCAGCAUGAAAGCAUCUCUUGAAGCCACACUGGCCGACAUCCAGAACCGCUACGCCAUGCAGCUGAACGGAUACCAGAUGCAAGUGAGCUCUAUGGAGGAACAGCUGGUGCAGCUGAGGGCCGACCUAGAGAGACAGGGACAGGAGUACCAGAUGCUGCUGGACAUCAAGACCAGACUGGAGAUGGAGAUCGCUGAGUACAGGAGGCUGCUGGAUGGGGAGGCAGGCGGGUCAAUUGGCGGCUCUCAAUCUUCCUCCUCCACAACAACCACCACAGUCAUCACAAAGGUCAUCGAGGAGACCGCUUGAGACCAAUUGCACGUCUGUCUGACCCAGGGGUGGAGCCAAAUUUCAACCUAUCACCUUCCUGCCUGCUAGCUCAGAAACAUGAUGAAGAGUGUCUGUCCUCUUUAUCGGGCUGCAGUUCUGCUACUUCACGCUCAUUUUCAGCUUUCAUUUAACCUGCAAUCAGUCAAAAAUGAUGGAUUUGUGAGGGAAAAUCACAUUUGAUUGAUAGUUUGGGUUGGGAACAACUUAACUGCCAACAAACCUUCUGUCUGCUGCCUCAAGAAAUAAAACAAAGCUCAACUCAACCAAAUGUGUC
Molecule: messenger RNA, 1663 nt
Organism: Epinephelus fuscoguttatus (brown-marbled grouper)
Lineage: Eukaryota; Metazoa; Chordata; Actinopteri; Perciformes; Serranidae
Product: keratin, type I cytoskeletal 13-like
Exons: 7
Coding region: 52-1368 (438 amino acids)
Molecular function (GO): structural molecule activity
Source: RefSeq, a predicted model, not a curated record